GGUUGUAAUUUUGGUGUUAUGAUUCUUCUUCUUCUUCUUCUUCCAUGGACUUCACUGUACCAUAAAACUCCUCCACCGUCGGCGCCGUUUAUUCAAUGACGUCAUACUCCACCGCCGUUAACAAACGGAAGUUCGAUGAUUACGCUGUUAACGGUGACUUAGUUACCUCCGCCGCCGUCAGAAUGCGAAAAGACCAAUCUACCCUUCCUUCUUCCACCUCCACCGCUGCGCCACGUCAUCAUCACUCUGCGUCUCGGUUUCCGUGCCGGCGGGUUCAGUUCUUCAUCCGAUUACUAUCAGGUAGCUCAGGGACCGGUAACGGAAAUGGCAGUUUGGUAAUUCAAGCGGAUUCUACUGAUACAGUGAAAUCAAUUCACAAAAAAGUUGAAUGUAUAACCGGAAUACCGAUUUCGGAGCAGCGAUUAAUCUAUAAAGGGAAGCAAUUACAGUGGGAACAAACGUUAUCGCAAUGCGACAUUCAAAACGACGCCGGUUUACACCUCGUUGGACGUAUGCGAAGCACUGGACAUCCACAAGCAUGGUCGUUGAUAAACGAUUUAGUAUCAGAGAUUUUCGACCACUGUAAGAGCUGUAACCCUCGUCCUUCGUCUCGUAUAAAGACUAGACUUAGUGAAUUUUUAUCUAUGACGCCUCGCCAUGAUGAAACUCAAGCUUCGGGGCACUUACAGAUUUUUCUGAGUUCGUGUGCUCCGGCGGCGUUAGUAAUGCUUUAUAUGUCCGGGGAGAGGGUUAAUAGAGAUAUAGCUGAUGAAUCGAUUAGACAGUUUAUUAAUUCGAGUAAAACUGUUUUACCUAGGGUUAUACAUUUGCAAUGUGUGCAUAUUGUGUUAGAAUUUUGUAAAUUGCUUAAUAGUGCUGUUGGUGUUGAUGACGCGUUGUAUGGUUUAUGUCGGAGUAGUUUAGGGGGGAUAGUGGAGGGGAGUGGGAUUGCGAGUUGGGAGAGGAGGAGUGGUGAUAGUAAAGUUGUAAUAGAAUUGGAGGAUGUUUUUCCGUUUGUUUGUGAGUUAGCAGGGAAGAUAUCGCGGGGUUUGGAAAUGAGCGUGGGAGAGAAUGCGAUAACGGGGCCGUCUUUGAGUGAUGUGCGUGAUUUUACUGCAUUUAUGCGUCCUGUUAGGAAUUUGAUUGGGGAUUAUGUAGAGAAUUGCAGUCCAAUCGCCUUCCCGUUGAAGGAGGAAGGGACGUUGCAGGAGGUAGGGACGAGUAGAAUAUUUGGGAUGUGGUAUUAUAGACAGCAGAUUAAAUCUUUGCAUGAUAUUUACUUCGAUUUGCUGGAGAAAGUAGAGUUUUGUUUGAAGAAAAUGGAGGAAACUUUGGCGUUGAAGGAGAAAGGAGAAGGUGAGCCUUUUGCACUUGGAUGGUCCCAGUAUCUUGCGAUUCUGAAGGAGAUAAAUGGUAUAUCGAAACUUUACAAGGGCUCAGAGGACGUGUUUUGGGAUAAAAUGAGGCAAAGGAGAGUUUCUUUGUGUUUUCUGAUUGUGAGAUUUGCUAAACGAUCUGAGGAUCAUCAGUGGAUUUUGGAGCACAAGGAAGUGACUAAUUUUGAGGCGAGGAGGCAUUUGGCCAUGAUGAUGCUUCCAGAGGUGAAGGAUGAGUAUGAGGAGCUUCAUGAAAUGCUCAUUGACCGUUCUCAGUUGCUAUCAGAGUCUUUUGAGUACAUUGCCCAUGCAGAUUCUGAGUCAUUACGUGGUGGCUUGUUUAUGGAGUUCAAGAAUGAAGAAGCUACGGGGCCUGGCGUCUUGAGGGAGUGGUUUUUCUUGGUAUGUCAAGCAAUCUUCAACCCGCAAAAUGCUCUGUUUGUUGCUUGUCCAAAUGACCGGAGAAGGUUUUUUCCAAAUCCAGCAUCUAAGGUGGACCCAUUGCACCUUGAGUAUUUUAGCUUCUCUGGCAGGGUAAUUGCUUUGGCCUUGAUGCAUAAAAUACAAGUUGGUGUCGUCUUUGAUCGCGUGUUCUUCUUACAAUUGUCGGGCAAGAGUAUUUCAUUAGAUGACAUAAGGGAUGCAGAUCCAUUUUUGUACAGCAGCUGCAAGCAGAUAUUGGAAAUGGAUCCGGAGAUGGUGGAUCAAGAUACUCUUGGUUUGACAUUUGUUCGUGAAGUUGAAGAGUUAGGAUCCAGGAAGGUUGUCGAGCUUUGCCCUAAUGGGAAAUGUACCAUGGUGAAUAGUAAAAAUAGGGAGCAGUAUGUUGAGCUUCUUAUUCAACAUCGAUUUGUCAUAUCCAUUGCUGAGCAAGUAGCUCAUUUUGCUCAAGGUUUUGCUGACAUUAUAACUACCUUAAGGCUCCAGAAAUCCUUUUUCCAGAGCUUAGAUCAUGAAGAUCUGGACUCGAUGCUCCACGGGAGUGAAACUGCUGUUUCUGUGGAGGACUGGAAAGCACAUACGGAUUAUAAUGGGUAUAAAGAAAGCGAUCCUCAAAUAUCUUGGUUUUGGAAGAUUGUUGGGUGCAUGUCAGCCGAGCAGAGGAAGGUUCUCCUCUUCUUUUGGACUUCAAUAAAGUAUCUUCCUGUAGAAGGUUUUGGUGGUUUGGCUUCUCGGCUUUACAUCUACAAAACCAGAGAAUCUUAUGAUCGUUUGCCUUCCUCACACACAUGCUUCUUCCGCCUAUGCUUUCCUCCUUACCCAUCCAUGGAUGUCAUGCAAGAUCGACUUCGCAUUAUCACCCAAGAGCAUGUUGGUUGCAGCUUCGGUACAUGGUGACGUCAACAAUCAUUUUGAACAUGAAUCAAACUGCACAUAAGUUAUGUUAUCGGCUUGUACAUAUGUAUAGGGUAUGCUCCUAUUUGGAACUUGACUUAUGGUAAGGUGUUAUAUUAGUUGGUUUAAAUGGUGGAAAGUUGUAGUUUAUUCUCCCCCCCUAAUUUAACUCUCAUACAGGUAUAAUGUCUGUUAAAAUAAAGCAAGUAAAGAAGGGUCAAGUUAACUUCUAAUUCUAUUUCUUCCUUUUCUGUUAUUUCAACUCUGUGUGAGGGUAUUGAUAUUGUAAAUAUUGCCCUGUGCUUUUUUAGUUAGUUAGCUAUAAUGUAUUGUAUUUGUUUGGCAUAUCACUCUGUAUGGUUAAAAUGAUCAACUUCUCUUGAUAUGCCAGACGCCCCCAUGUUCUGCGUCGACUUUCAGAUGAACACUUUGUAGUUUAUUUGUAUAUUAUGUUGAGUUUAGCUGGAAUGACAUGAUGAGUGUGGAUUCU
This is a messenger RNA of Capsicum annuum, 3201 nucleotides long. RefSeq names its product E3 ubiquitin-protein ligase UPL5. NCBI's taxonomy places the organism in Eukaryota, Viridiplantae, Streptophyta, Magnoliopsida, Solanales, Solanaceae. Gene Ontology annotation, molecular function: protein binding; ubiquitin-protein transferase activity. Gene Ontology annotation, biological process: protein polyubiquitination; proteasome-mediated ubiquitin-dependent protein catabolic process; positive regulation of protein catabolic process. The record is from RefSeq and is a predicted model, not a curated record.